Molecule: messenger RNA, 2964 nt
Organism: Prunus persica (peach)
Lineage: Eukaryota; Viridiplantae; Streptophyta; Magnoliopsida; Rosales; Rosaceae
Product: type I inositol polyphosphate 5-phosphatase 8
Exons: 11
Coding region: 804-2399 (531 amino acids)
Biological process (GO): phosphatidylinositol dephosphorylation
Molecular function (GO): phosphatidylinositol-3,4,5-trisphosphate 5-phosphatase activity; inositol-polyphosphate 5-phosphatase activity; phosphatidylinositol-4,5-bisphosphate 5-phosphatase activity
Source: RefSeq, a predicted model, not a curated record
AGAGAGAGAGCCUUUUUUUCUUCUUCUCUCUCUUAAUGUUUAUAAAUUUGAGAACCAAACUGUUGCCUUUUUGCUUUUACGAGGAACGCCCCCAAAUUCCUCAGCAUUCUCUCUUCUCUUCCAGCCAACCAAAAGAAGCAAACAAGAGCACACUUCAGGGUUGGCUUGUCUGAGUUGUCUCUGACUUGCCCUCUUUACCUGAACGAAAACGAAAGCUCCAUAAAAGCAGAGAGAAGAUUAAGGCACUGUUUUUCAAGUUUUUUCAACCUUCCUCAGUUACCAUCUCUUGUCCGAUUCUUGUAAGUGCCCCUCACUCUUAUUUAUCUAGUAAAACCAAAACCAAAACCCAAUUUUUACUUUUUUUUAUAAAAAAAUUUGUUUUUGUUUCGUUGUAAUUAUUGUAGUUUGCCUGUUUUAAUUACUGAUUUGUGACUGAAACCCAUUUCUAAUCAAGCAAUGCCACUUGAUAGUACGUCCCAGAAAUCAUACACUGCUCAUGAUUCUAUCUCUGUUUCAUUGUCCCACUAUUUUUGUGAAGCUCUGUUUUUUCUUCUUUUGGUCCCCAUUUGUUUUUACUCUAUUUACACCAUUGAUUUCUCUUUGAUCACCAAAAUCUUGUGACUCCAUGACCUAUAUUCAAAACCCAAAUCCCAAAUUUCUCAGGUGGGUAAAGAUUCUGGGUUUCAAUUUUGGUUCUUGAAGACCAAAUCUCACUUGUACAUCCAAAAACAAAGCUCUGAACUUGGUCCUCUGCCUGAAAGAAACUCAAAAAAAUUUUCAGACGGUGAUCGGACGGCGGAGCAAUGCGGACCAACGGUGGCAAGAUUUCUAAGCCCUCGUGGCCGAAAGUAGUGGCGAGGAAAUGGCUCAACAUACCGAGUGGCGGGGACGAGUUUCAUUCCGAUUACUCGCUCAAAAUGUCAGACGAGACUGGCAGAAGGAGGAGCUGUUCGGACCAAGACCGCUACGUCGUCGUACCGGACGACUUUUCAGAUGGUUGUACAUUGAUGGAGGAAAGAACAAGUUUAGGGGUGGAGGCACCAGCUGUCACUGAUAAUCUCAACCACAGAAUGUUCGUGGGGACUUGGAAUGUUGGAGGAAAAUCACCUCACGAGGACUUGAACUUGAGAGAAUGGCUGAGGUCCCCUACUCCGGCAGAUAUCUAUGUUCUCGGGUUCCAGGAAAUUGUCCCUCUGAACGCCGGAAACGUAUUGGGCGCGGAGGACAAGAGUCCAGCUGCCAAGUGGCUUUCCCUGAUUCGUGAGGCAUUGAACAAGAAUGACCCUGGACUUUCUCAAUAUUACAACAAUGCCACCCAUACAGAACAUCCUUCACAUUUUGACCAGCAGGCCAUCAUGAAGCCUAGGAUCAGCUUCUCCGACUUGCUCUCUUUAGAAGAUGAACUGAACAAUGCGGAUUUCGAAAGACUGCUGAAUUCCACUUCAAGUGGAGAAAACUCACCGAGCUCGCCAUUGAUGUGUUCAUGGCCAGGCAGCAGUCCAAUGCAACAACGUCGUUACUGCCUAGCAGCAAGCAAGCAGAUGGUUGGAAUUUUCUUGUGCGUGUGGGUUCGUGCAGACCUUUGUAGGCACAUUAGCAACAUGAAGGUCUCAUGCGUUGGUAGAGGCAUAAUGGGAUAUCUUGGAAAUAAGGGUUCAAUAUCAAUCAGCAUGACAUUGCAUGGAACAACCUUUUGCUUUGUGUGUGCCCACUUAACCUCUGGUGAGAAAGAAGGGGAUGAGAUGAGAAGGAACUCAGAUGUCAUGGAAAUAUUGAAGAAAACAAGGUUUUCACAUUCAUAUAGAACCUCACAACAACCACUUCCUCCUGAUAGAAUUUUGGACCAUGACAAGGUUAUUUGGCUAGGGGAUUUAAACUAUCGGCUAGCAGCUGCUUGCUCCGAUAACACACAUGAGCUACUAAAGAAGCAUGAUUGGCAGGCACUUCUAGAGAGGGAUCAGCUAAGGAUAGAGCAACAAGCUGGUCGAGUAUUUAAAGGGUGGGAGGAAGGGAGGAUAUGUUUUGCUCCAACCUAUAAAUACCUUGCUAAUUCUGAUCAUUAUGUUGUCCAAACUUCUAAAUCUAGAGAGAAGAGACGCACUCCUGCCUGGUGUGAUAGGAUUUUAUGGAAGGGGGAAGGGCUUAAACAAAUGUGUUAUGUGAGAGGGGAAUCAAAGUUCUCAGACCACAGACCAGUUUAUUCAUUGUUUUCAGUCCAAUUAGACUUGGCUAACAAGAAAAAGCCCAACUCUGCUGUGACCACAACAGCAGCUUCCACAGCCAAAGCCAAGUCUUGCAUGCUUAAGUCUUCAGCAACAUGCGUGGCCAAAGUCCAAGCUGAAGAGCUUCUGCUGCUCACCAGAGCCAAAAGCUGCCUAGACAACGCCUCAAGGUUCUGAGCUUGUACUGCCAAACGCAGCCCACAUUUUUUAAGACAAAAAGCAGAACCAGCCAGUGUAAAAAUCACAGCUUACCUGACAAAAGCGGAAGUUGUUUGCAUCCCUAUGAUCUGGCUUUUUUUGACAGUUUGGGACUGCAAAAUUCAAGCUCAAAGCGUGCUUAGAUUUUGAUGAUGAAAUUGAGUUGGUGAGCUGGUGGAGCAGAGGAGUGAAGCACAAGCAUAAGUAUAGGAUUGGGAAAAAUUAGGCAUGUAGAAAGAAUUGGCUGCAUCUCUGUGUAUUAGAUGCUUUUUUGAAGCCAGCUUUUGGUACAAGUUGAUGAUUUUGGGUACUGGUUAACAACAGUAAGUGGUGGUUCAGCUUUUAAGCAGAGAAAUUUCUCUUUCUUUGAAAUUUAAGAGGGAAGUGGAGACAGAGAUUGAUAGAGAGUUGAAAUGUAUAUCAAAAGGAGGACAAGUUUGAUUGAAAGUUUCUGUAAGGGAACUGGGAUGUGGGGCUCUAGUGUCCUUUCUGCCCAUUUUGUUUGCGUUAACAGUAUAUUAAUGAAAUUCUUUUAUAUUUCCAA